AAGCCGAGGGGGCCGGGGUGGGGCCAAUGUAGGCCAGGGCCGCGCGGGCGGGGCCGGGGCGAUGGGGAAUCUGUUCGGGCGCAAGCGGCGGAGCCGGGUCACCGAGCAAGAUAAGGCCGUGCUGCAACUGAAACAGCAACGGGACAAACUAAAGCAAUAUCAGAAAAGGAUAUCGCUGCAGCUGGAGCGGGAGAGGGCUUUUGCUCGGCAACUAUUAAAAGAUGGCAAGAAAGAGAAAGCAAAGUUUCUGCUGAAGAAAAAACGGUAUCAAGAGCAACUGCUAGACAAGACAGAAAACCAAAUUAGCAACCUGGAACGCAUGGUCCAGGAUAUUGAAUUCACACAAAUUGAGAUGAAAGUGAUUGAGGGCCUCAAAAUUGGUAAUGAGUGUUUAAAUAAGAUGCACCAGGUUAUGUCAAUAGAAGAAGUGGAAAGGAUCAUGGAUGAAACCCAGGAAGCUGUGGAAUACCAGAGGCAAAUAGAUGAAAUGCUGGCUGGCAGCUUCACUGUAGAAGAUGAAGAUGCCAUUUUAGCAGAAUUAGAUGCCAUCACUCAGGAACAGAUAGAUCUUCCAGAGGUUCCAUCAGAGCCUCUCCCAGAAAAGAUUCCAGAAACAUCGCCGGUCAGAGUCAAACCAAAGCCAGAACUGGUGGCUGCAUCUUAACUCCAUUUCCUGGGGGAUCCCUGCAGGCUAUCCUGGACUCCCAGCAUGCCUAGGGUGCAAGAGGCUUCCGUGGUGUCCCAUUGGCUCUGAACAGCCACGCUGGAGCAGGUUUCCUGCACAGAAUGGAAGCUGUAAACUGGUUAAUAUCCCAUAUCAAGAUUAUUUUGUAGUGUGCACACUCCUUUUUUUGUAACGUAAACUGGAUUAAAUGGUGACUCUCAAAACCCUUCAAGCCAAAUGCUUUCUACAGACCUGAUGUCAGCUGCAGACCUGCCUCAGACGCCAGCACAGCCUCUUGCUAACUCUGCCUAAGCCCUAUGGUGCCCUUUUGAGCUUGUGGGCACUGUGAAAAGUUACGAGCUUUCUGCUACCGUGCGGGAAGAAUUGCUGGGAACCCUCUUGGCCUUCCUCUUCACUUGCCUCUCUUCAGUUCUCUGGCUUUUUCGAAUGGGUUCUCUCUCUCUUUUUCCCCCUUUGUUUUUUUGGAAAGAAUGGAAUUUACGGAACUUUGGCCUGUACCUGAAUUAGACCUUGCUAGCUUGAUGCUGAGAUGGGAGCGUCACUUCCAAUGGUAGCAACAAUUGCUUGUGCUGACGUGGUAGUGGAAAUACAAGAAGGUUACCCCGUGUCCAGUGUGCUUCUGAGACAAAUGCAGUUAAUAGUUCUAUGCACCACCAGGUAGCGAUGCCAGGCUGCUGGCCUUGAUCUCAGAUAACUGAAGGCCUGUUUCCUACAGGGAUAGGAAUCUAUAAAAAGUGCUUGCUAAGGAUUAAUUCCUGAAAUCCUAUACAGGCAUCCUGUUUUCCCCUUCCUUUUUCUUCCUUAACAAAUCCAUGGUGUGAAGAGCUGAACACUGUUUCAGCUGAAACUUCUCAACAGGAGAGGGGUUUGGAAGUUGCAAAUCAAGCAGCUUCUUGAUUAAUCUUGCCCUUCCCAGCUUAUCACAGCUGUGAAAUGGGCUGAGACAGGAGGCAGAUCACCUUUUCUCAGAGGUGGAGGCUGCCUGCCGUGUCUGCUUCUCCUCUCUUCUUGUAUGGAGCAGUCAGGAACACGGGAAGCCAGUGGGGCUAAGUAUUGCUUUCCUCAUAAUUAUAGAAGACCUGAAUGUGCUUCCCCGCCCCCCUCCUGUAUGCUCGAAAGGGCUGGAUCCUAGUUCGUUCUGAUGGCCUCCUUGCCCUUAAAGGGAUGACAAAGACUUUGCCCCAGAUCACACGGCUUCAGGAACCUUGAAAAAUGGGUCUGACCUGCUUUCACAGUUGCAGCCCACCAAACAUGUAUCCCAGACUUACUGCCUUUUGAGAGCCAGCUGGUCUGUGCUGAGCACGACCCGCAGAACCUGCUGCGGGGCCAACCGUGGCUGAGCGGUUGGAUGGGUUGAUGCAGUGGGGUGGGGGUGGGAGAAUGAUAUUGAAGGCUUAUUCUACAUACAGAAGUAGUAGAGGUUGCCACUGUCUGGGGUCUACAGCUCAGAGCUGAUAAACGUUUCCUCUGAUUGACCCCACUUUCUAUCUGAACCCUUCCCCAAACCGCCUUGUUAGUGAGUGGAAUUGUAUCCUCAGGCUCCUGGGAUUCAAGCUUUUUCGAAUGUAGUGGGUUUUCCCCAGUGGGUUUUUGACUGAGGCUGUGCCAGUUUUGCUGCUGCAAAGAACCCUGAAUGGCUCGUCUUCAAAGUCCUCUGCUAGCACUUGCCCAUUACCAUUCACAGGGAGAGGGAGCUGCUUGAUAGUGGUCCUUAAAGCUGCACCUAGACCUUCCCCCACCUAGGCACUCUUUUUUGGCAUUAGGAAGGCCGAGCAGUAGAUCGGAUUGAGUUCAUGGUUCACACUUAAGUCAUCCUUUCUAUAUAAUGUGCUCAAAGACCAUUCGACCAGCCUUUACAUCUGGGAGACAAACAAUUACGGGAAGUGUUCUGUGAUUUCUUACAAGUUAGUUUGUCUGUUGCCAAUUCUGUCUCAGUACUGCUGUAUUCACUUUGUUCACCAGGUGGCAGUCCUACCCUUACCUGUUCCAUCACUGUGGCUGAGAACAAACAUUCUCCGGCUUUAACCUCUUAGUUGCUGUGGACUGCUGUCAUUGAUUGAUUGUUACUACAUUUGUGAGCAAAUGCCAAGGCCUGCUUCUCAAGGAAGAGCAGGACUUUCUCAUUGGUAUCAAGGGUACUGUAGAAGCAUUCAGCUCCCCUACAGGGAUCCCCAGUAGGCUCCAUUGCGCCCAGUUAACUAGGUAGCUCAGUGCCCAGGGGAAAUUAACGGGAGUGCGUUUUUCUUCCUCCUCUUCACUGCCAAUAAGAACAGGAAAGAAAGCCAGCGAAAGAGCCUGCCAGCUCCAUAGGAGAGUAAGGACUGCAGAUAUGUAAAGCGGCCUUAGAGAGUAGCCACAGUGCUAACUAAACAGCUUCCCUCUGCAAUUCCUCAGUCGGUGACAUCUUUUGCUAAAGCCAGGUCAGAUUAGGGCUGCUGCCCAGCCUCUCCAAACUCUCUGCUUGCUGCGCGUGAGUCAAAAAUUUCCAUCUCUUGGCUGAAUCUCUGUGCGGCUCCUCAAACAGUAAAGCCAGCAGGAGCAGUUCAGGGUAGCAGCAAUAAAGUGUUUCUGACGCC
This is a messenger RNA of Podarcis muralis (Common wall lizard), 3261 nucleotides long. RefSeq names its product charged multivesicular body protein 6 (gene CHMP6). Gene Ontology annotation, cellular component: multivesicular body; ESCRT III complex. The record is from RefSeq and is a predicted model, not a curated record. NCBI's taxonomy places the organism in Eukaryota, Metazoa, Chordata, Lepidosauria, Squamata, Lacertidae. Gene Ontology annotation, biological process: vesicle budding from membrane; late endosome to vacuole transport via multivesicular body sorting pathway.